Messenger RNA from Ustilaginoidea virens, 3429 nucleotides. RefSeq lists its product as uncharacterized. The record is from RefSeq and is a predicted model, not a curated record. Gene Ontology annotation, biological process: lipid metabolic process. The coding region runs from base 1 to 3429 and encodes 1142 amino acids. The transcript has a single exon. Lineage: Eukaryota; Fungi; Ascomycota; Sordariomycetes; Hypocreales; Clavicipitaceae.
AUGCCAAGGGGCACGCCUUGCCAUGUCGAGGCCUCUGCCGCCAACACCUGCCACGGCCCAGGUGCCACUCUGUUGCCCAGGCCUGUUGCCCAUGCCAUCAGCUUGGCCACUCGAUCAACGUCCAUUGCCAUCCGUCUAGGCUCCGCCGUCACCAACUACACCCUCGAUGCCGCGCGAUUCACCACGCUGUCGAGCCUCGGGCUUGCUCGUGACCUGGUCGAGUCUAUCCUUAGCCGAGCCGCUCGCGACACAAUCACACUAUCCACCUCGGCGCUGAACGAGAAGGAGGCCGAAACCAUUCUCGAGCGAAGUUUGGAGACGCUGCAUUCCGCCGUCAUGCAGAUUGUUUUCUGGACCUCGGCCGGCUUUCGCUUGACCGGCACCACCGUAUCCACGGUCUCCGAGGCGUCGCAAUUAGUCCUCGACUCCCUCGAUAAGCUCUUUGGCUCCACUGAUUCGUCUCGAGCUGUCGCGAGCAUCAUUACGCUGAUUCGGAGGGAACUGAGCCAGCCGCCUACUGGACUCGGUGGAGAAAAGGUUGGCGUCGCAGACCUUGUUAUCGCCCUCGGCGCCCUGGCCUACCUCCAGAGGGCUUCGAGGCGCUCUGCAAGCGAAGAGGCGCGACGUCAAUCCUUUGAAGAGGUCAUCUGGGACGUCGUCGUCCUCAGCGAUGGCGAGCGAGUAGACGUUGGCAGUGUGCGGCCCGACAAGAACAACGACAACAACAACAACAACAACAACAACAACAGCAGCAGCAGCACCCGCGGACUUUUACCCAAUGAUGAUUACGCAGUGCACGACGACGACGAGGCAGUCCUGGCGCGCCUCAAGAGUCACAUCACGUCGAAUCUUGACCCCGGAACCACCAUCUCGGUAACAAAUUCUGUCGCGUCGGUUCAAACCAUCACUGUCAAUGUUGAUGGGCCGCAGCUGCUCUCUCUGCCUACACCACCCGGAGCCGAAAUCGUGGAAACUCGCCGGCCGGCCCACACGCCUGGGGACAGUCAAUCGUGGAACUGCGGCUCGGAUAAAGAGAACAGCUACACGGUGGUUUACAGAAUACGGCGAGACAGGUUGAGGACCGUCACGUUUCGAGGCGAGGAAGAAGAUUCCGUCCCUACCGUUGUGGAGAUUGUUGAUGACCCUGCAGUCAAACCUGCCGAAAUCGCGGCGAGCAACACGCCACUCCAACCUGAACAUCUGACGUCGCAAGACUUGGUGGCGAAAAGGGCAAGACGCCCUGCCUCCACCCCUUCCGGCUCUGCGACACCGCGAAUCGGCAGCCGAAUCAACAAACCGAACGUCGAGCCCAAUUCCAAGUCACCACCGUCUCAAAACCGAGCUGCGAAACUGGAGCCCGCAGCAAACCAGAAAAGGCAGAGGACGCCUCAAGUCGCGCCACCCGGACGUACCUCGUCUUUCCAAAAACUACUGCCCGCCGACCCCGGUCGACGGCCCCUGUCCAAGAAGAAGGCAGAAGCCCCCUCAAGCGCAACCGCCAAAGGCUCGGAGAAGAAGCCUGGAUUCAAGAGGGUGUUGAGGGAAAGCAGCCAAUCCCUGUCAAACAUGUGGAACAGAGAAUCAUCCGACACGGAUCAGAAUCGCGUCUCGCUAAAGCAACGGCCGCAAUGGAAAGGGGUCGGCGGCAGCAUUUCGGCGGCAGAUUUCAGCACAAGAUUUAAAGCGGCCGGCGUGCGUACUCAUCAGCCGCAGUUUCAGCGUAACAAUGCCCCGGCUAAGCGGAUACAGACACCCGAACCCUUUGCCAGCCCAUCAUCGUCAAGGGCCAGCUACGUAUCUAUCCACGAACGCCGACAGGACUCCAUCGUGUCCCAGGCGGACUCGUACGGUCGGAAGUCGGCUACCGGUGGGCUGCCGCCAUCAUCGCCGACCAUCUUCCGAACCGACUAUUCCACGCAAGAGACGAUAUCACGAGCGGCAGGCGAGCCUCUCGCCCCCGGGCUGACCCCGGAGCUGCCGCGCAGCAAAGACGUCCAUCCCCACCGUCGACGGUCCGCGUCUUAUGCACCCAGCCUCUACAGCCUGGCGACAAACGAUUCCCAGUCCUCCGUAAUACUGGCGUCGUACUACCAAAAGAGCGCCUACAACGCCUCCGGCGCGCUCAACAUUCUGCGCAACGAAGGCUUUGUUGACGGAACCUUUCCGACGGGGCAUCUGCUGCCAAACAUUGUACGAUACAUGAGGCACUCCUCGGCCUGUUACGGAUCGCACUUUAUGAAGAUCUUGGGCAUCUCGAAAGAACUGCCCGCACAGCAAGCGUGGAACGGCGUGCACCAGGACGUGCGGCACUUUGCGCAUCACACCGAGUCGCGCGACGGCAACAUACUGCUCGCGUCUUUUGUCGAUCCGCAGGGAGGCUCCGACGCCACCGGCUCCACGGGCACCGGCGUGCCUCUGGUGCACUACAUCUCGCUGGAUCACGAGGCAAAGGCGGUCGUCCUGGCCUGCCGGGGAACGUUGGGGUUCGAGGACGUCCUGGCCGACCUGACGUGCGAUUACGACAGCCUGUCGUGGCGCGGGAGAGAGUACAGGGUGCACAAGGGAGUGCACGCGUCCGCCCGAAGACUGCUGCUCGGCGACGACGGCCGAGUGCUCGUGACGCUGAGGGAAGCGCUGCUGGAGUUUCCCGACUACGGCUUGGUGCUGUGCGGACACUCCCUAGGCGGAGGCGUCACCUCGCUCCUGGGCGUCAUGCUGGCGGAGCCGAACCCGGACGGUCCCGGCUUCGUCAUCUCGGCCGAACCGCAAUCGAGGCUGGUGACCCGGGGAGAGGUUGGCGCGGCAGAGCACAAGCUGCGCGACGUUCGCCUGCCGCAAGGCCGGCGCAUACACGUGUACGCCUACGGGCCCCCGGGCAUCAUGUCGUCGUCGCUGCGGAACAUCACCCGCGGACUCAUCACGACCGUCGUGCACGGAAACGACAUCGUGCCCCACCUGUCCCUGGGCGUUCUCCACGAUUUCCAGAGCCUGGCCGUCUCGUUCAAGAAGGACGAGAACCGCACCAGGCAGGAGAUACGGCGUCGGAUGUGGCAGGCUCUCCAGGACCACCUGGCCGAUAAGUGGUACCAGACGGUGCCGGUGACGCCGCGCGAGGGCGACGAGGAGUGGGUGCUGCCGGUGCUGCAGGCCCUGCGGGGCAGCAUGAGGGGCAAGAAGCUGGUGCCGCCGGGCGAGGUGUUUGCCAUUGAGACGACGCGGGUGCUGAGGCGGGAUGCGUUUGUCGCGCACGACGACGACGGCGACGACGGGGCGAUUGGCCGGCCGGCGCGGCGGGUCGUGCUCAAGUACGUGCGGGACGUGGAGGGGCGGUUCCGGGAGGUGCGGUUCGGGGCCGGGCUGCUGACGGACCACAGCCCGGCCAAGUACGAGGACGCGCUGAACAAGCUGCGGCUUGGUGUGGUGGAAUGA